CUGAAAUGGAUAUCAGCUGUACUGACUCAGCUUCAUACUCUUGUCCAAUCCAACAGCAAGAUCCGGGUGGUCACAGUUUUAGGGGUCUAAAGCACAGGGAAGUCCACUCUCCUCAACACCAUGUUUGGGGUCCAGUUUGCAGUCAGCAGUGGAAGAUGCACCAGAGGGGCCUUCAUGCUACUGAUUAAAGUCAACAAAGACCUCAAGGAGGAGCUGAAAUGUGACUUCAUCAUGGUCAUUGACACAGAGGGGUUGAAAUCACCAGAGUUGGCUCAACUAGAUGAUAGCUAUGAACAUGACAAUGAACUGGCAACACUGGUGAUUGGACUCAGUGACGUCACUAUCAUCAACAUCGCCAUGGAGAACUCCACAGAGAUGAAAGACAUUCUGCAGAUUGUUGUUCAUGCUUUCAUCAGGAUGAAGAAAGUGGGGAAGAAGCCAGUAUGUCAUUUUGUGCACCAGAAUGUGCCUGACAUGUCUGCUCAUGACAACAACAUGAGAGAGAGGAAGAAGUUGUUGGAACAGUUGAAUGAAAUGACCCAGGCAGCAGCCAAAAUGGAGAAUAAAGAGGAAAUCACAAAGUUCACUGACAUGAUGGAGUAUGAUCCAGACACAAGCAGCUGGUACAUCCCAGGGCUCUGGAAUGGGACUCCCCCUAUGGCUCCAGUAAAUGCUGGCUACAGUGAGGCUGUGUAUGACUUCAAAAAGAGCUUGAUGAAAGAUUUUAUAAAAUGCAAAAAAAAUGGUGAUUUGACUCUUUUCAUGAAGUGGACACAAAACUUGUGGGAGUCUGUUAAAUUUGAGAACUUCAUCUUCAGUUUCAGAAACAGCUUGGUUGCGGAUGCAUACUCCAGAUUAUGCUCUGAGUACAAUGGUUGGGAAUGGAUCUUCCAGAAGGAGAUGUACAACUGGAUGAUUGCUGCUGAAACCAAAAUUUCAAAUUUUGGCAUGACAGUUCUUAAUCCCCAGAUCACCAUAAGUUAUAUGCUUAAUAACCUGAUGGGAGAAGCAUCGGAGAAGCUGUCAGUGGGGGAAAAGGAAAUCCAAAACAAUCUAAUUACAUACUUUAAAAAGCAAGAUGGCCAUGUCAAUCUGGUGGAAAAAUACAAGGAAGACUUUGUGGCCAGUGCCAAAACACUGAAACGAGAGACAGAAAACACAGUGAGUAACACUCUACAUGGAGCUGUUGAAAUCAAAGAGGGAAUGGCCAAACUGGAUGACAUCAAGAGUUCACAAGCAAAAACACUAGAAAAAAAAGUGCUGGCUUUGCUGAAAACCUGUAGACAGAACAAAUCUGUUCUAUCUGAUGAGGCACUCAAAGAAGAGUUUGAAAGUAUGUGGAAGGAAACUCUGUCUGAGAUCAAAUUCAGAGGACUCACAGGAAGAGAUGUUGCUCAGGAUGCCUUCAGCAUUUUACAUGACCAUUUAUCUACGAGGUCGGGUUAUGUCAAUAGUAUGUUGGUUGGAAACAGCUUGGUUGAUUAUGGGGAGAUACCAUUUGUUGUAGAGUCAGGGGAUUGGUGGACUAAAGGCGUUGUGAUGCACUGGAAUAGAGCCCAUAGCAGGAUGAAACUGCAAGAGUUGUGUGAUUACAUCAUAACGCAGUGUCAGGACUUUAUAACCCAGAAGGUGGGAAGCAAAACAGAUUACCAUGCCACUUACGUCAAAGAGCUGCUUGAAAUAAUUGAUGAAACAUCGCAACAAAACAACAAACGUAAAGUUAGUGAGGUUAAGCUGAAGUUGCACAUCUGUGGCAGAGCAGCAAGAACAUUUCAAAAGAAACAUGAUGAUUUCAUUUCAGUCAACGACCCCCGAAAAUGUCUGGAACAGUCUAAGGACAAGUACCUUACUGACUUCAUAGACUUGUUUCAUAACCGAGAUCAGUGCCAAAGGAAAGCUGAGGAGUUCACAAAGCUCUUACAGCCAGCUGUACAGGAAUAUGUGUCCAAAAUGAUUGGUCCUGAUGUGGUUGAUGAAGUGAAGACCGGUAAAGGGUGACAGGAUUACAGCACACGGACGUUCUUCCAGUUCUCCAUUUUGAAACAACUCCUGACUGAUGGAGAAUAUGAGAAAUAUGAAGGGUACAUGAACCAUUAUGAAAAGUUUGAAGGACUGGCUGUUAGACCGAAUUGUCCAACAACUCUCAAAGGACUGCAGGCUGGAGAAAUUGGAGAAGAAACAUCUUUCAGAAAUAGUCAAGAUAAUCACUAAGGCCAUUUCAAACAUCAGAAAUACAACUAGCACUGUAAAAGAUAUCAAGACAUUCAUUCAGAGCAUGUGCUAUGCCCUCGGAGAGAAGCUUGUCUUCCCCAAGGAUGGUCUGGAUUCCAUCAUGACUCUGAACUACUCUGAAAAGACGGAAGAGUUUGCUGACUACCUAACAGAUUAUGUGAGCGAAAUGGAGCAGUCACUGGCAGCUGAGUACGAUAAGGGAGGAGACAUUGAAAAGAGACUCAGAUCUCUGCCAUUCAAGCCUCAGGACAAGAUGUUCACCAGUCUGUUUGGCUGUGGUGAGGUAUGUCCUUUCUGCCAUGCAUCCUGUGAAGCAGGAGGUAAGGAGCAUACCAAACACUUCACCUCCAUUCACCGUUCAAAAGGCCUUAGCGCUUGGAGGUGCAGAGAGACAAAGGUGCUAACUAUUGACAUAUGUUCAUCUCUUGUGAUAAGUGGCCGUUCAUUUUACAUAUCCUCAACAGCAAAAGAACCUUAUCCCUACAAGGACUACCAGAAAUAUUACCCUGACUGGAACAUAGAUGGAGAUUCCAGUAUGGAGGCUUCAGACUACUGGAAGUAUGUGAUGGCCACAUUCAAUGAGAGAAUUGCUAAAGACACAGAUGCACUCCCUGCAGAUAUCCCAGAGGACUGGAAGGCAUUAACACCUGAGGAUGCAUUGAAGAGCUUGAAAAAGUCAUUCAACAUUGAAGAUUAGUAUAAAACUAGCAAUAACAACUCUAGUUGUCCACAUCCAACCAUUCAAAGAUGUCAGACAUGACAACCAGAAAUAACUCAUGACAUGGCUAUAUCACAGAAAUCAAUAUAUGUGAAAUAAUGUACAGAUCUGGCAAUACCCAAUUCAAUUUCAAAAGGAGAAACUAUGGCACGACAAGUUAUUUCAGAUACAUUGAUAAAUUAUAUGAACUUGGCAAUUUACAGAUCUGAUGUUCCAUAAUGAAAUGGCUAACACUGAGUUUUAUGGUAAAGGAAUACAAUAUAAUCAAGAAAUACAAAAAUAUAUAUGUCGAUGUAAGUAAAGCAUUUUAAGUUAAUUCAGAAAUCAUAGAAAAGUCAACGUGAACACCAACAGGUUAACCAACAGAUGGAGUGUUUUACUGAUAAUGCCCAUAAAUAAACACAAUACACAGGUAACUAAGGAUAUAGUCUAGAUAAACACAGUACACAGGUAACUAAGGAGCUAGUCUAGAUAAACACAAUACACAGGUAACUAAGGAUCUAGUCUAGAUAAACACAGUACACAGGUAACUAAGGAUCUAGUCUAGAUAAACACAAUACACAGGUAACUAAGGAUCUAGUCAAGAUAAACACAAUACACAGGUAACUAAGGAUCUAGUCUAGAUAAACACAAUACACAGGUAACUAAGGAGCUAGUGUAACCGAUGUGAAACGCUAUUAGCGCGCACCACGCUAACUAGCUAGCCAUUUCACAUCGGUUACUCUAGUCUAGAUAAACACAAUACACAGGUAAAUAAGGAGCUAGUCUGGCAUUGAUUAUUUAUUUUCAAUUAUAAUAAUUAUUUUCUCAUUUACUUUGCCAUCUAACCUAUAUGGCUUGAUCACAGAUGAAUGAUUAGAAGGGCUGCAUGGUUCAGUGGUAAACAGUUGAUCACAGAUUAAUGAUUAGAAGGGCUGUAUGGUUCAGUGGUAAACAGUUGAUCACAGAUUAAUGAUUAGAAGGGCUGCAUGGUUCAGUGGUAUACAGUUGAUCACAGAUUAAUGAUUAGAAGGGCUGUAUGGUUCAGUGGUAAACAGUUGAUCACAGAUUAAUGAUUAGAAGGGCUGUAUGGUUCAGUGGUAAACAGUUGGCUUUUGUUUCUGUUAUUUUACGUUUUAAAUGUUCAUCUUAUUGUAAUUUUUUUGGUUGAGAAUAUGCACGUGUUGUUUCAUAUACAGGUAUUACACAUGUAUUGGUCUUUUAAAUAAUUUACUUCAAGAAUGAUUACUAAGUAGACUUAAAAUAAAAUUGUUUUUAGUUGAUUGCUCCUUCUAAUAGUGAUUUGUUCAAUGACUUCAUUGCUUUGAACACAUUAGUUUGUAUAAAGUAUACUUCAUAAUCAGUUACCAUCAGUAUGUAACUUCAUUAAUACUCUUCAGGUAUGCUUGAUGUAUACAGUAUGUUCUGAAGUACUGCUUAGUGACCAUCAGUAAUGUAACUUCAUUAAUACUCUUCAGGUAUGCUUGAGUGUAUACAGUAUGUUCUGCAGUACUGCUUAGUGACCAUCAGUAAUGUAACUUCAUUAAUACUCUUCAGGUAUGCUUGAUGUAUACAGUAUGUUCUGAAGUACUGCUUAGUGACCAUCAGUAAUGUAACUUCAUUAAUAUUCUUCAGGUAUACUUGAUGUAUACAGUAUGUUCUGAAGUAAUGCUUAGUGACCAUCAGUAAUGUAACUUCAUUAAUACUCUUCAGGUAUGCUUGAUGUAUACAGUAUGUUCUGAAGUACUGCACUCUGUUGUUUUGGAUGCUAAUGAUUAUGAUGGUAUUGAUGAUGGUGAUGAGUGUUUUUGUUGAUAAUGGUGAUUAUAAAUGUAGCUGUUGAUGAAGGUUA
Molecule: messenger RNA, 4781 nt
Organism: Salmo salar (Atlantic salmon)
Lineage: Eukaryota; Metazoa; Chordata; Actinopteri; Salmoniformes; Salmonidae
Source: RefSeq, a predicted model, not a curated record